AUGCUCCAAGCCCUCUACGCCCUGGCCGCGCUCACUGCUGCCGUCCUCCCGGCCGCUGCCGAGACGCUCUGCAACGCUACCAAUCUCUGCCCCAAGGCGUACCCGUGCUGCUCUGAGUACGGAUACUGCCAGAAGGGCGCCUUCUGUCUCGGAGGAUGCAACCCGCUCAACUCCUUCCGCCUGGAGAGCUGCAUGCCCGCUCCCGUCUGCGAGAGCCACACGAACAACUUUGCGACCGACCUCAGCCUCGUGCUCCUGAACCACACGCAGUACGACGGUAACGCGACCAAGUGGGACUGGGGCGAGAUCGUCCCCAACCCCGAGGGCGACGGUGUCCGCCUCACGCUCACCAAGGACGCGGGCGGCACCCGUAUCUCAUCCACCCGUUAUGUGCAUUACGGAAAGAUGGAGUUUGUCAUGACAGAAUCCUCCAAGUGGGGCGGCAUCAUCACCUCUGCGAUCACAAUGUCGGACGUGAAGGACGAGAUUGACUGGGAGUGGGUCGGCGCCGCCAACGACGAGGUGCAGAGCAACUACUUCUUCCUCGGCAUUGCGGACUAUGUCAACACGAAGGGCAAGACGCACAAGGUCGAGGGCGGCAAGGCGUCCGAGGAGUGGCACACGUACACGCUCGACUGGCAGGAGGAGGAGCUCAACUGGCUCAUUGACGGCAAGGUUGUGCGCACUCUGAAGAAGAGCGAGACGGUCACUGCCGACGGACAGUUCCAGUACCCUACCACUCCCUCCCGCGUGCAGCUAGCGAUCUGGGCCUCCGGUAUCGAGGGCACCGCUGAGGGCACUGUUCAGUGGGGUGGUGGCAUGGUCGACUGGGAGGCCGAGGACUACACCUCGAACGGCUACUACUGGGCCGAGCUGAAGACGAUUACGCUCGAGUGCGCCGACGAGGGUCUCAACACGACGCACGGCUAUGUCUACACUGGCAUCGACUCGGCCAACAUCCCUGUGAGUGUGGCUCCAAAAUCUUUCAACCCUCGUAGCUUCGCGGCAGAUCUCUGCCAAGCAAACAAGCAACGUGCACCGUUCCUUCGGACCUUUGUGGAGUGA
Trichosporon asahii var. asahii CBS 2479 is the source of this 1065-nucleotide messenger RNA. RefSeq lists its product as uncharacterized. The coding region runs from base 1 to 1065 and encodes 354 amino acids. Gene Ontology annotation, cellular component: fungal-type cell wall. Gene Ontology annotation, molecular function: hydrolase activity, hydrolyzing O-glycosyl compounds; glycosyltransferase activity. The record is from RefSeq and is a predicted model, not a curated record. Gene Ontology annotation, biological process: carbohydrate metabolic process; fungal-type cell wall organization. The transcript is spliced from 5 exons. NCBI's taxonomy places the organism in Eukaryota, Fungi, Basidiomycota, Tremellomycetes, Trichosporonales, Trichosporonaceae.